UCCCCCCGUCUCGUCUUCCCCUCCCUCUGCCUCUCCGGCUUUGUACCCAUCGCAGAAACCACGCCGCGGCUACCUUCUUCAGGAUACCGGGGCUAAUAGACAUCAGAAAAUGGCCCUUCACGUCCCCAAAGCACCGGGCUUUGCCCAAAUGUUGAAAGAUGGCGCCAAGCACUAUUCAGGGCUUGAGGAGGCAGUCUUUAGGAACAUUAAAGCAUGCAAGGAGCUGUCCCAGACCACACGCACCGCCUAUGGGCCAAACGGUAUGAACAAAAUGGUCAUUAACCACUUGGAGAAGCUGUUUGUCACCAAUGAUGCAGCAACAAUUCUCAGAGAGCUUGAGGUGCAGCAUCCGGCAGCCAAAAUGAUCGUGAUGGCGUCCCACAUGCAAGAACAGGAGGUGGGAGACGGGACCAACUUCGUGCUGGUGUUUGCCGGAGCUCUGCUGGAGCUGGCUGAGGAGCUGCUCAGGAUGGGCUUGUCUGUGUCAGAGGUGAUUGAAGGCUAUGAGCUGGCCUGUAAGAAGGCUCAGGAGAUCCUGGCAGAGUGCGUGUGCUCCUCAGCCAAGAACCUCCAUGAUGUUAAGGAAGCUGCAUCUCUCAUCCGCACAGCGGUCAUGAGUAAACAGUACGGCAACGAAGACUUCCUCUCCAACCUCAUUGCACAGGCUUGUGUAUCCAUCUUCCCUGAGUCCGGCAACUUCAAUGUUGAUUGCGUCAGAGUGUGCAAGAUUUUGGGCUGUGGAGUGACGGCGUCUACCGUUCUACACGGCAUGGUUUUUAAGAAGGAGGCAGAGGGCGACGUCACGUCAGUUAAAGACGCCAAGAUCGCCGUCUUCUCCUGCCCCUUUGACUGCAUGGUGACAGAGACCAAGGGAACAGUAUUGAUAAAUAAUGCAAAGGAGCUCAUGGACUUCAGCAAGGGAGAGGAGGACAUGAUGGAGGCUCAGGUCAAGGCCAUCAAGGAGGCCGGCGCCAACGUGGUGGUAACUGGGGGGAAAGUGGCCGACAUGGCGCUGCACUACGCCAACAAGUACAAGCUCAUGGUGGUCAGGCUUAACAGCAAGUGGGACCUCAGGAGGUUAUGCAAGACUGUCGGAGCUGUGGCCCUGCCCAGGAUGACGGCUCCAACUCCAGAGGAGAUGGGUCACUGUGACAAUGUGUAUCUGACUGAGGUGGGAGACACUCAGGUGGUGGCCUUCAAACACGAGAAAGAGGACGGUGCCAUCUCAACAGUGGUGAUCAGAGGCUCCACUGACAACCUGAUGGAUGAUAUCGAGAGGGCUAUAGAUGAUGGAGUCAACACCUUCAAGGUUCUGGUCAGGGACAAGCGACUGGUACCAGGAGCAGGAGCCACUGAGAUCGAACUGGCCAAGCAGCUCACCUCAUACGGAGAGUCCUGCCCCGGUCUGGAGCAAUACGCCAUCAAAAAGUUCGCCGAGGCCUUCGAGAUGUUGCCACGUUCCCUGGCCGAGAACUCUGGUGUGAGGGCGAGCGAGCUCAUCUCCAAACUGUACGCUGCUCAUCACGAGGGAAACAAAAACAUGGGCUUCGACAUUGAGGGAGAGGGUCCCGCUGUGAAGGACAUGCUGGAAUGUGGCAUCGUGGAGCCUUACUUGGUCAAGCACUGGGGAAUCAAACUGGCCACCAACGCUGCCAUCACUGUACUGAGGGUGGAUCAGAUCAUCAUGGCUAAGACUGCAGGGGGACCCAGGGCUCCCAAGCAGAGAGGCCACUGGGACAAGGACGGUUGGGACGAGGCGCCUGAUCAGUUUGACACUCACCAUUAGAGGGUGAACACGCACACCCUCUGGCAGCAGGUCCUGGAAUGCGUAUCAUCAUGGCCAAAACAGCAGGAGGACCCAGAGCUCCCCAGGGCAGGAAGGACUUUGAUGACGACGACUGAACCUGACGCCGUUCAGCCGAUGCUCCUUCGACCCUGAACGCUCCCACGUCAAUUCACAAACCUUUUCUACUUGUUUAUUUAAAGCUCGCCUCUUUGGUUUAUUUUGUAGAAACGACCACACAUUGGUUUCCGAAGUAAUAUGUGAAAGUAAAAAGUGCAGUUGGCUCCGUUUGCUUUUUUUUUUGUUCUUCGUCCCAAAUAAAAGGCACUUGCGCUGUCA
Mugil cephalus (flathead mullet) is the source of this 2122-nucleotide messenger RNA. RefSeq names its product chaperonin containing TCP1, subunit 8 (theta) (gene cct8). The record is from RefSeq and is a predicted model, not a curated record. Bases 110 to 1786 code for a protein of 558 amino acids. The transcript is spliced from 16 exons. Gene Ontology annotation, molecular function: ATP hydrolysis activity; ATP binding; ATP-dependent protein folding chaperone. Gene Ontology annotation, biological process: protein folding. Gene Ontology annotation, cellular component: chaperonin-containing T-complex. Lineage: Eukaryota; Metazoa; Chordata; Actinopteri; Mugiliformes; Mugilidae.